Messenger RNA from Alternaria atra, 402 nucleotides. RefSeq lists its product as uncharacterized. NCBI's taxonomy places the organism in Eukaryota, Fungi, Ascomycota, Dothideomycetes, Pleosporales, Pleosporaceae. The transcript has 2 exons. The coding region runs from base 1 to 402 and encodes 133 amino acids. The record is from RefSeq and is a predicted model, not a curated record. Gene Ontology annotation, cellular component: mitochondrion.
AUGGCUGUUUACGCUAUAUCGCGAAACGACGGCGAGAACAACGAGCCGUACUUCACCCGCAUGAUCGCCAAUGCUACGGCCGGACUACACGAGAAGUGGACUUCGCAGAAUGACCACCACGUGCGCAUGAUCGAGCAGGCGGGUGAGGACAGGGUGCUGUUCUUGAACACACGGCCGCAGGAAUAUGUUGAGAUGAAGUUUCCCGAGAUCAUGAACGUCGGAUCGCCGUACAACGUCCCCGCUGGAAGUCAAGUCCAGAUGGACAAGGUCAUCGAGAAGUACAAGAAGCUUGCGAACGAGGACAACGAGCGUAAGCUGGAGAAGUUGAGGAAUAACCAGAUCUCCUCUGAGCAGCCAUUCGAGGGCAAGACCCGCGUCAAGAAGGCACCUGAUAUGUUCUAG